AUGGAUAGCUCUACUUACUCUUCCGACCGCAACCUUUCCAGUAUUCUAAUUGCCCCUCAUGCUACACUUAGUGUCAUUGCUACCAUCUUUGUUUGCUUGCGCCUUUAUACCUCGCGAUAUGUUACAAAGACUUCUUGGUCAAUUGAGGAAUAUAUCGCAAUAGCUGCACUGGUGGCAAGUCAUGCUCUUCUUAUUGCUGAAGGUUUCGGCAAGUCUACUGAUGUUAUGUCUGCAGCGGUACACUAUGGCUAUGGAGAAAAUAUUACCAAAGUUCAGGAAGAAUUCGAUGGCGGACUUACCAACUUUUUCAAGUCUGUCCUUGCUGUUGAAAUAUCCUACGGCUUUGCAUGUCCGUUAUCAAAGAUAGCAGUUCUCGCUAUGUACUAUCGCAUCUUCAUUACAUCAACCUUGAUCCGUUAUUCUACAUAUAUACUAGCUUCUAUGAUGGCUAGUUGGGGAGUUGCGGUGAUACUAGUAAGCAUCUUUACCUGUAACCCAGUUGAGGGCUAUUGGGAUCACUCGAUACCGAGCAAAUGCAUCGACUCAAACAAAUUCUAUAUUGGAAUCACAAUCCCCAAUAUCAUAUUCGACCUUGUUACUGUUGCCCUUCCAAUCCGUGAGGUUUGGCGAUUACAGAUGGGCAGGGAUAAGAAAUGGGCCCUUACAUCUAUAUUCCUAAUGGGUGGCAGUGUUGUGCUUGCCUCGGUUGCGCGCCUCGUUUUAUACCUCAUCUUCAAGACAUCGGGGAACAUCACCCAGACUCUUCUCUAUGGAAACCUAGCGUCUUCAAGCGAGAUCUGCCUCGCCAUCAUUGCAGCCUGUAUGCCACCGUGUGCGCCACUUUUGAAGCGUAUCUUAAUUAAGAUGACUACUGCUAUCAGUACCUCAAAGUCAAAGCAAGAAGGAGUGUCGAACGAUACCGAUGAUAAGAACAGGCUUGCCACGCUGGUUACAAUUGGACAAAAGUCCAGCCGUGGGAAGAAUACUACAACGGUACACGGAGGUAGUGAGUUUCAUGGUUCCUUUGAACGUCUUGAUGAUAGCGGGAGUUUGCAAGGGUCGACCGAUGGUUUAUACGUAAACGACUCUGGUGAGGCAGAUCACAAGUCAGGGAAGUGGUCCAGGAUAAAUGUGCGGCGUGAAGUCGCAGUUGAGAGUACUGUGGAAAAUAUCCCAAUGAGAAACCUUCGGACGUGA
Molecule: messenger RNA, 1197 nt
Organism: Fusarium venenatum
Lineage: Eukaryota; Fungi; Ascomycota; Sordariomycetes; Hypocreales; Nectriaceae
Source: RefSeq, a predicted model, not a curated record